AUGGGGAGCUUAAUCUCUUGCGCCCGGCCGGAGGAGAGGGAAGAGCAAGAAGAGCAGCGCUCCUGUCACGGUGCCUUUGAUCUCUACUUCAUCCUGGAUAAGUCUGGAAGUGUCAGAAAUCAUUGGACCGAGAUUUACUCUUUUGUGGAAAGCCUAGCUGAGAAGUUCAUAAGUCCAAUGUUGCGGAUGUCCUUCAUUGUUUUUUCUUCACGAGGCACUACAGUCAUGAAACUGACAGAAAACAGGGAAGCCAUAAGACGAGGGCUCGACAUUCUUCAGUACGAAGUGCCUGGAGGAGACACAUUCAUGCAUGAAGGAUUUAAAAGGGCAAAUGAACAGAUUUACCAUGAAACCUAUGGAGGAGUUCGGACCGCUAGUGUGAUUAUCGCUCUGACGGAUGGAGAAUUGCAAGAUGUUCAGUUUUAUUAUGCAGAACAAGAAGCCAACAGAGCCAGAAGCUUUGGAGCUAUUGUUUAUUGUGUUGGAGUGAAAGAUUUCAAUGAAACUCAGCUGUCAACAAUUGCUGACAGCAUCGAUCAUGUUUUUCCAGUUACGGGAGGCUUUUAUGCCCUGAGAGGAACCAUUGAUUCAAUUCUCAAGAAAUCUUGCAUUGAGAUCCUGGCAGCUGAACCAUCGAGUGUGUGUGCAGGAGAAUCAUUUCAAGUUGUGGUAAGAGGCAACGGCUUCUAUCAUGCAAGGAAUAUCGACCAGGUACUCUGCAGCUUCAAGCUCAACGACAGCCUUACUAUCAAUGAAAAGCCGACCCACGUUCACGAUACUUACUUACUUUGUCCUGCCCCAGUGAUAGAAGAUGCUGGACAGGUGGUUUUUCUACAAGUCAGCAUGAACAACGGGCUAACGUUCAUCUCCAGCUCUGUCAGCAUCACCAGCACACAGUGUCUGACUGGGACCAUCCUUUUCAUUGCUCUCCUGAUUCUCUUUAUGCUGCUGGCUCUGGCUCUUCUGUGGUGGUUCUGGCCACUUUGCUGCACAGUGGUGAUCAAGGAACCGCCGCCGCCACCACCUCCAGAGCCUGAAUCAGAUGAUGAAGACGGAUUGCCGAAGAAGAAGUGGCCAACCGUGGAUGCAUCUUAUUACGGAGGUCGAGGUGUUGGUGGGAUUAAGAGGAUGGAGGUACGGUGGGGAGACAAAGGAUCAACAGAGGAAGGAGCAAAAUUGGAGAAGCCCAAAAAUGCUAUCAUUAAGUUGCCAGAACAGGAGUAUGAGCCAUGGGAACCAAAGCCGAAAAAGCCCCAUGUGAGAAAGCCACCUUCCCAGCGGAAAUGGUACACUCCAAUCAAGGGCAAACUUGAUGCACUGUGGGCUUUGGUUCGGCGAGGCUAUGAUCAAGUCUCUCUUAUGAGACCGCAGCCGGGGGAUAAGGGUAGAUGCAUAAACUUCACUCGGGUGAAAUCGGAUGGGACCUCUGCCCCUUACAGCCCACCACCAAAGCUGCCACGGCGUGAUGAUGUGCCUCUCAACAAUGCUUCAAGGAAUUCUUCUCCUCCUGUGUCUCUGCAGCCCCCUUCUAGACAGCCACCUCCUGGACCACCCCCAGCCCGAGCACCUCCUGGACCUCCUCCUUCACGCCCACCCCCGCAGCCCAUGGCUUAG
This is a messenger RNA of Apaloderma vittatum (bar-tailed trogon), 1614 nucleotides long. Its product is annotated as anthrax toxin receptor 1-like. The coding region runs from base 1 to 1614 and encodes 537 amino acids. Gene Ontology annotation, cellular component: membrane. NCBI's taxonomy places the organism in Eukaryota, Metazoa, Chordata, Aves, Trogoniformes, Trogonidae. The transcript has 18 exons. Gene Ontology annotation, molecular function: signaling receptor activity. The record is from RefSeq and is a predicted model, not a curated record.